UCUCCUCUGCUUGUUCUCAUUCUAGCCAGUGAUGGUUGAUUUCGCAGCGGAAUAUAAGGAUCCACCUAUGGAAAGUUGGAAAGCAGCCCGUUUGCACUGGCAAAAUGUGAUAAACGGCACGAGUUUGGACUGAGUUAGCGCGCCAUUUGUGUCGUUCGCUUAGUUGUAGACGGCCUGGACUGCGAUUCUUUGCGCCAGCGGCGAACCAUCGCUAUUGUGUAAAGGGAGUAUGUUGUUGUGUGAGAGAAGAGGAAUCAUCGAUUUGCAAAUUCUGGGCCUGAGCGGCACAAGCUCGGAGAGAUGGAUCUGCUGCGCGGUCACCCGUUGCAACCCCGAUGGAUUAUAAAGUCGGUGUGAAUUUGUAGGAAAAAUCGGCUGCUCGCUCGGUGCCCCGGCCUGGCCUGUUGUGCUGCUGACGAAUCGGCCCGUGAUGGUGUGAAUCGCCCGCCGCUCGCUAACUCUCUCUCUCUCUCUAUCUGUGUGUGUGUGUGAGUGUCUCUCUCUCUCUCUUCCGCCCCCCAGGAAAACAGGCACCCCCGCUGCGUUGGUUGCUCUCGCGAUUGGCCGAACAGUCGAAAUUGCACCGCCGCCGAACCGAAAACCCCUGGUGACCAGUGAUUUCUGUGCUUUUUCCUCGCGCGGACGUGUGAGCCUCGUCGCCAGCAGCCGCGCCAGCUCCGACGGACUGAUUUCCGGACCGGAGAGUACUAUUGAUGAAAUCAGUGGACCAUUAAUCUCAACCAUGAGCUGUACACUCGGACAAAAUGGCACCUUUACUGUUCAGCGAAUCUCAGCUAGAAAGUCCUCCAAAGAUGUCCAGCGUGAAGACUGAGCAAGUGUACAUCUCGCCAGUGGCUCAGCAGGCAGCGCCGUCGGCGGCCAUCGGCAGCAGCGGCGGCCAGCUCUCGGUCAGCAGCAAGUGCCCAGCGGCGGCGGCGACAGCGCCCGAGGCCGAGGCGGCGGGCCCGCCGGGCGACAGCCGAGUUUUCGUGACGGUGACCACGACGGUGGUGCAGCGCGAGCAGCAGGCCGAGGAGCGCGCCUCCUUGUUCGUCCUCGCCAACAACGAGGGCUGCCGGCUGCGGACGACCACCACCACGUCCACCACGAUCGCCACCACCUCCCCGUCCAACAACAAGGGUGCCAACAACGCGGCCGCCGGCGUCGACGCGGCGCCGCAAGCCAACAACAACGCCAUGGCCGCCGUCGUCGCCGUUCCUAGGACUAACAACAAACCCUGCUGUUUUUGUUGGUGCUGUUGUUGUACCUGCUCAUGUCUGGCUGUCAAGUCCAGCGAUGAGCUCAACACAAAAAAUAAAGAGGCCAACUAUUUGGACUCGCUAACCUGUGAUGGAGAACCUCCGCCUACCCUUGAGGAUAUCAGAAGCUGGGGCCAUUCUUUCGACAAGCUUAUGAAAAGUGCAGCUGGUCGCAAGGUGUUCCGUGACUUUUUGAAGUGUGAAUACAGUGAAGAAAAUAUUUUAUUCUGGCUGGCCUGUGAGGAACUGAAGAAGGAAUCCAAUCCUGAAGUUGUUGAAGAAAAGGCAAGAUUUAUUUACGAAGAUUACAUCUCAAUACUCUCUCCAAAAGAGGUUAGCUUAGAUUCUAGAGUGAGAGAAAUAGUGAACAAGAACAUGGUGGACCCGACGCCGCACACGUUCGACGAGGCCCAGCUUCAGAUCUACACGCUCAUGCAUAGAGACUCGUACCCACGAUUUGUUAAUUCGCACAUAUUCAAAAGAUUAGCUCAGCUCAACAACAACUCAACAAUAACGUGCAGUGGACCAGGAGGUGCGGGGGGCGCAGGCUCGUCCAACUCGCCGCCCCCGGCGGGCAGCAGCUCGCGGAAGGAGAGCUUCGCGUAAUGCGCCCCUUCCGCCGCGGCUUCAGUCACAGUGGAUGAUGAUCCCCCGUAACAAAACGUUUAUGGAUUCGCAUGUUCGACAGAGACACGGACACUUGCGUUCAGCCAAAGUGCCGCGAACGACACACCCUCUGUGCACACCACCCCCACCACCAUCAACUUAAUUAAUCUUCUAGUCUUGACGCCCGUUGACAAUUAGCGAGACCAAUAAAGAGCGUGAACAAAAAAUGGAAUAAACGGAGAACGAAGCGUCCUGCAGCGGGAUUUCGGUGUUGGUCGCGCCGGAAGUGCCAGCUGGUUUGAUUGGAAUUUUAUAUUUCUCGUCGUAGCCCCUAAACUCAGCUUUACUCUCGACCCGACGACGAUUUGUGUUGAGGUCAAACCAACUGCUUCCGGUUCGCACACCUGCGCGCGAAUAUUACAAGUAUAUUAUGCAUGUUGUAUAGAAACUUUGAAGCAGGGGUCGCACGACGCAAGCCAAAGCAACUGAGAAAUGAGAUGAUAGACGUUAACAAACAAAACAAAAACCGCAAAAAGCAUGAAGAAGGGAGUCAUUGCGAACUACACCAAUGACUUUGUUAAAGCUUUAAUUAAAAUAGUGUCUAUAAUCCAAAUAAAACAAAAAACUGAGUGUGUAGUGAAAAUGCAGCAGCAGACGCGUGCGUGGAAUAAUGUCACGCAGUUCGAUGUUGUGCAAGUACUUACAAUAUAAUACCACCACGCAAUUGAUAUCUCUUGUCAAACUACUAAAGAAGCGGCGUAAAUACACGCUCGAAAUUAAUUCUCCUCGAUCCAGUUAACUCAGAAACCGAUUCAUUCUUGAAUGUGUUUGCUGUUCUACUGCUGUAUGAGAAAAAUAUGAGAACGUAACAAAACUCUGGUCCUUAUUAUUACGGAUAAUGCCACUAGUCUCUCGCCACACACGACGUAAGCAUUUAUAAUGAUGUGUAUGACAAAAACAGCAAAAAAGGUAUUUAUGUAGCCAUUAAAUUCAUUUCGAUUCGCAGCGAGCGUUCUAAUAAUAAUACUGGAAGUAAAUAAAUUAAUAAUUGCCAACUGCAGCGAGCGAGAGUGAACACAAACAUGAAAAAACCCAAGACGCCACUCUCAUUCAAGACAAAUUGUUGAAAGCAUUUGAGGAAACGUUUACACACACGUCUCGGCAUAAGUAAUUUUAACAAACCGCAGGUGGCUAAAUGAAAGGUUACACCUUAGGCAGUAAUUGAUUUUGACUUAACGAUGAGAUAUAUCCCAAGCAACGAGUUCUACAAAAUCACCUAAUUUUAUCUCUAAAUUAUACAAACCAUGUUAAGAAGUAUUGUGGAAUUGGAAAUCUAAAAAGUGAUAUCAGACAUGAUAUUGGCCUAUAGUCGAAUUCUCUUGUUAGACCCAGACCGUCUCAUUAGAGCCGCAAUUGGAGAGUGCCAAAUUCCCGGCGGAAAUAUAACAAAAAACAGAAAUCACACUGCGCUGCGGUCCUAAUUUUUCUCGCGAUCCUCCAGGGCCUAUUUGUUAUUCGUAAACCUUCGCGAGUGAUAUCACUUUUUAGCAAUUAAGAGGUCUCAAACGCACAAAAGAUUAGUCUCAAUUAAUGUUUCAAUGUCGAUUGCCUAAUUUAGUUGUUUGCAACAAUUCGCGAGCGGAGUCAACGAAAAGUAUACAUUGCAAACGCAAGAAAUGCUUCAUCUUCACUACCGAAAACAUUUUCUAAAAUCACGGGUUAAUUUUAUUUAGUUAAGUUAAGCGAGCUCAACUAAAAUUUUCGCUGCAGAUUCACAACACGUUUGCUUUGAUGAUAUCACAUACUCACGCGUGAUUUCGCUACUUUCUGUUUCCUGUCUCAAGCAGAUGAAUGAUCACACAUAAUUUUACGAUCUAUACAAAACAUAUGAAGCUGGUAAAAUUAAAAUCAUUAUUGUGUGGUGUUUGGAAAGAAGUUUGUUUCAACAGUGACACACAUGUGAUUGCAAACUAGCUCUUACUUAUGUAAAUUCGGUGUUUCGUGUUGAUUUAAAUGAGUGAGCAUGUUCAACACACAAAACACCACACACACACACACUCUCUCUCUCUCUCUUUUAUCUUUUCCUCUCUGGGUGGAUGAUUUUGCUGAUUGACUCAAUGUGAUGAUCUAAAAACUAAAUGUGUGAUCGCAGGGGUGAAAAAACAAUACAAUUAAAUACCUAACCCACUGGGAGAAAUUAAGGUUGACACAUGUCGUGCACGCAGGUUUCAUCGGGUUAGGGCGGUGCGAAACCAAAAUGUUACCAUUACGCGCGCUGAUUGUUGAACACCGCGGUUGACUGUUUAUUUUACUGGUCGUCUAUUUUGUAAAUCCGCGAGUUGUGUAUAAAAAUCGACGUGUUUAAAGAUUUUACUAUGUAGCUAAUCAUGAAAAUCGAGUGAGUGUGUGCGCUGCAAAAUGAUACGUAUGUGUUUGUUGACAUAAAGACGAUUUUCUUCAUAGGGUUGAUGGAACUUUUAUUGCCACGAACGAUGAGAACGGUGCCGGAGCAUCCAAUCUGCCAGAUUUAAAAGCACGUGCGAAAUUCCCCACCCCCUCAGAGUUUCUCACGCGCUUUUGCAGUGGAAGGCAGGUUGGAUCCGGCAUAGCCGUUCCUUAUUUCUUCAACCCCUAAAAUAUCAUCAUGUCGUUCAAUUUUAACCGAUAUCAAUACCGAAAUGGACCACACACGAAACAAAUGAUUAAUAUUUAUGAAUACACACGCGAGAAAAUUGGUUGUUGUUGAUUUUUGCAGUGCAGAAUCGAACAAUCCACUGUGAAAAAACUGGUUUAAUUUUGAUCGAACGCAUUUGUACCAAUCGCAAAAACUGUAAAUUAGACAAAAUGAUUAAUCGACCGAAUAGCUGCAAAUUUAAUCUUUGAACGGUUCAAAUCUACCUGCUACUUUAAAAUAGAAAACGAAUAAAAUUGUUAUAAGGAGAUCCAAUUAUCGCUGUUGAAAAGCUGCUUAAUUUUGUAUAAGCGCAAGAAAACUCACGAUUCAUCUUCGUAGCUGUUGAAACGAUGAAUUUUCUUCCCAAGGCAAUCACUCACACUGUGUACCAACCACGAAUCAACUCCAAUAACAAUAAAACAAAAAAGUUACACUUGAAUUGAGAUCGAUAUACAUGCAAUUGCGUAAUGAGUUCUCGUUUAGGCGACACGUUUGUUGAGAUUGCAUGCGAGUGGAAUGCGCGAAACCCCUCACUAACUAGGCGAUAAUGUGUAAGAUAUAAUAUUCUGUAUUGAUUGUUAGCAUUCCUACGUAUAAAUAUGCAAAUAUGCACACUUACAGACGGUGUUGUUGUGGAAAAACAGAAAAUAAAAAACACGAGAUAGUUGAGAACAAAAAAAUACGCGCAGCACAAAAUUAACAAUAAAAUAUAUAUAUGAAAAAUUUUACGUGGGCAAAUAAAGAUAGUUUACAAGCACACUUUUAGUACGACGGACAAAACCGAUUCCCAUUUCUGUCUCUCUUAAGUAAAAGUGUGUCUUUUGUAAGGAAAAAUACUACUUUUUUGAGGUAAAUUAUAGGGUCGAACAAACGUUUAUUCUGUGAAUUCGCCUGACACAAGAAAAUAAACUCUGUUGCAUUGUUAAGUGAACUUUGUUAUUGGUGUACUAAGCGCGAAAAAAGAAUUCAUUACUUAAUUACUAUGCAGGCAGACAUUGUGUAAAUUCACAGAGGUUGGUGUGUGGAUUCUAAUACAUAGCCAUUCAGUUGUUCAAUGAAUUUAUUGCUGUUAAAGUCUAUAUGAUGAUUCUACACACAAACUCAGAGAAUAAUGAAAUAAAAUUUGGAAAAUCCACUUGCGCGCUAAACGACACUACAGGUUACAAAUAACAUGAUUGUGACAUUUUACUUAAGGUAUAAAUAAUUAUUAAUUGAGCUGUUAUGUUGGAGCAUAUACAAGUAUAUCGAUCAAAUAUAUAUAAGUAACAAAAAUAGAACCAUAAUUAAGGAAUAAAGAAAAUGGAAUGAUGUGUAUGUAUGAGAAUAAAAUAUUAUAUAAAAUCCAGAAAA
Molecule: messenger RNA, 5889 nt
Organism: Cloeon dipterum
Lineage: Eukaryota; Metazoa; Arthropoda; Insecta; Ephemeroptera; Baetidae
Gene: Dhit
Product: Double hit
Exons: 6
Coding region: 765-1865 (366 amino acids)
Source: RefSeq, a predicted model, not a curated record